AAUUUUAAAAACAGCAGCACAAUCGACGGUGGCAGUGACAGUAAAUUGUCGCUCAGUAAAUAACAAAAAUCAUAAUAUACAAGUGUUCAAUUCGCGAAAAGAAUUUGCAAACAAUUUGUAAAAGCUAAUUCUAAACAGUAUUAUUAACACAUAGCUUUUAAAGUUUUUGCGAAAAUGAUGUAAACAUUGUAUUGAAUAAACACAAAAUUCCGGUGCACUGAGCAGAAAAAUCAAUUCUAAAAGCACUAAAACACCGAAGCGCUAGUUAGCAGCAGUGGCAGCGGCAUAGGCAGCAAAACAUCAGCACUAACGUUAGCUUACCGUGUUAAUAUGUGAAUUUUUGUUAUUGGAAUUAGCAGCGCAGUGGCUGAAGCAGCGAUAGCAAAGCAAAAGAAGACAUUGACACCCACGCAGUAACAGAAAAUCACUUGCAUGGAAUUAAUGAUUGUCUGGUGUGUGUUGGCGUCAAACAUAUAAUCUGGUGAAAACAUUGUGAAAAAAAGGGUUUGGGUGCGUCGUGUGCGUAAAUCAGUUGCAAAGUCAAAUUAGUUGAGGGAAAAAAUUGCAAAGUAAAGCAAGAGCAAGCAGGUGUAAAUGCAGGUGUUGGUGCAGAAGGAAAGUGUGUGAAAUUCGAAAAACUCGGGCAGGUUGUUAUUCAUUCAUACAGCCGCACACGCAGCACAAGUCGUUUAGCAGGCGGCGCAAUCAACGUAGUCACAAAAACACGCGAGUCCAGUUGAGUUGGUGCAUACUUUGGCGGUGUGCCAAAACCGUAGUCUUUCAAGGUCGUCGGCAUUGAAGGGGGCAAUAACUAAAGCAAACGUUAGCCGUAUACUUGUAGUCAGCGUAAAACUACCAAAGUUAUUUGUGUGGCAAGUCAACGACGUCGUAAGUUUUAUUGGUUUGUGGUGACAGACGUUUAUAUUAUAAAACUGUAGUAUGGCUAUUAGUUUUGAGAAACAUCGCGCACAAAUUGUAGCCGCUUGGAACGAUGUGCUCGACGACAAAAGCAGCACUAACUGGUCACUUUACGGCUAUGAAGGUCAAACGAAUGAACUGAAAGUGGUGGGCAGUGGCGAAGGUGGCGUGGAGGAGCUGUGCGAGGAUCUGAAUAGCGGCAAAAUUAUGUACGCUUUUGUGCGUAUUGAAGAUCCGAAAACGGGUUUGAAAAAGUUUCUACUCAUUAAUUGGCAGGGGGAGGGCGCGCCAGUACUGCGGAAGGGCACUUGUGCCAAUCACAUACACGAUGUUGCUAAGUUGCUGUCCGGCGCACAUUUAACGAUAAAUGCACGCAAUGAAGACGAUAUCGAUGUGGAGCGUUUGCUUAAGAAAUUGAGCGCCGUUAGCUCUACGUACAGUUUCAAAGAGCCGCGCGGUGUGCAGGAUGAACAGAAGACUCCGGUGGGCACAAAUUAUACACGCGUCAUACCGACAAAGGAGCUAAAUCCCAGUGUGAUGCAGGACUUCUGGAAGAAGGAGGAGGAAGAGGAGAAACGGCGCUUAGCGGCCGAAAAGGAAGCGAAGCGGCAGCAGCUGCUCAAGCUUGAGCAAGAACAACGCGCACGCGAAGAGAAGGAGCAUUUGGAGCGAGAGAAGAAAGUGAUUAGCACGUCUAAACUGCAGCCGGCACAUGUGCCGAUCAAAACUUCACCACAACCACUUAGUCCCGAGAAGACUGUUGCCAGUAACUUCAAUGUCGGCAUAACUGAAGCAGAACGCAUGCGCCAACAGCGCAAUCAAGAGGCGCGUGAACUCAUCGGUUCGCGUGUCAUUGCUGCUAAAGCGAUUUUCACACAAAACACCAGUCAAGGCCAGUUGCAAACCAAAUUAAAUACCGCGCCACCUGCCAAACCUGCGCGCACGUCUAUCGCGCAACGCAUUAACGCCUUCAAUCAGCCACAGGCCACUGAACCGGAGCCGCGCAAACCGUCGCCUACACCCGGUAAAGUUGCACUGUCGAAAUUCGAGGAUGUCGGCGCCGUUAACAACACACAACAACCACAGCAAUAUGAGCAACAACAAACGCAGCAGCACCAAGCUGCUGUACACACCAGCACACAACGUGCGCCUUCACCGGCCACAGUCACCGUGCACACAUCCACUCUAACGCCAACACAGGUGGCAAUCGCUCCUGUUACGGUCGGCGCUGUAGCAGCCGCAGUAGCACCUGCAUUGGCCACAAACGCACUGGAAGAGGAGCAACCUGUCAAACCAGAAAUUACCGCAAUUGCCAAUAAUGAUGAUGUGCCCUCGGCAGCUGACGAUUAUGCUGCCGAAAAUGACGAGCAAUAUUCCACCAUAAAGCGUUCGCCGCACAGCAAAUCGAAUUCGCUGCAAUCGCCAGAGACUUCAUCGUCUAAUGCGACCGAUACGGCUGUCUAUCAGGAUCAAGAUGAUGAUGGUGAAGAGCUCGAGGAGGAGGAGGUUGUGCGCACAAAGGUGUCGGUGACGGUGCAACAGCCGCAGUCGGUGAAGAAUGGUCUGAGCAGCGCUCUGGACAGAAACGAUUUGACUGAUUUGGUUAACGAAGAUGACUUUAUUUGUCAGGAGUCACUGGGCGAUGUUGGGCUGAAAGCAAGAGCUUUAUACGAUUAUCAAGCAGCCGACGAAUCCGAAAUUACUUUCGAUCCGGGCGACAUCAUCACGCACAUCGAUCAGAUCGAUGAGGGCUGGUGGCAAGGGCUCGGUCCCGAUGGAACUUAUGGACUGUUUCCGGCAAAUUAUGUCGAAAUUAUUAACUAAAUAAAAAGGGAAUUAAUUAUAUACAUACAAAAAAA
Bactrocera latifrons is the source of this 2777-nucleotide messenger RNA. RefSeq names its product drebrin-like protein (gene Abp1). The coding region runs from base 940 to 2742 and encodes 600 amino acids. The transcript is spliced from 8 exons. NCBI's taxonomy places the organism in Eukaryota, Metazoa, Arthropoda, Insecta, Diptera, Tephritidae. The record is from RefSeq and is a predicted model, not a curated record. Gene Ontology annotation, biological process: neuron projection morphogenesis; regulation of actin filament polymerization; positive regulation of dendritic spine morphogenesis. Gene Ontology annotation, cellular component: site of polarized growth; lamellipodium; postsynaptic density. Gene Ontology annotation, molecular function: actin filament binding.